Astyanax mexicanus (Mexican tetra) is the source of this 2859-nucleotide messenger RNA. It is a transcript of the gene gk5, whose product is annotated as glycerol kinase 5. Gene Ontology annotation, molecular function: glycerol kinase activity. Gene Ontology annotation, cellular component: mitochondrion. Bases 666 to 2255 code for a protein of 529 amino acids. Lineage: Eukaryota; Metazoa; Chordata; Actinopteri; Characiformes; Acestrorhamphidae. Gene Ontology annotation, biological process: glycerol metabolic process; triglyceride metabolic process; glycerol-3-phosphate biosynthetic process. The record is from RefSeq and is a predicted model, not a curated record. The transcript is spliced from 16 exons.
GGCGGGGCUUAUGGGACGCGAUGGUGGCGGUUCUGCGGUUUGUGGUGGUUUUUAGCGGGGAAAAGUGAAAAUAGCGCGAUUAAUAGCAUUUUUUUUAUAGAAUUAAAGAUGUCGAUGUUUAUUUUAUGUUAUUAAAUGAUACAGUUGAGGUUUAGCGCACUUUGUAGUGAAAGUUAACUUUUGCGUAUCUUAACUAAGUGCUGUAUAGUUAACUAGCUAAGAAAGGUUUCAGUUUUAUGUGUAAAUAACAGUUGUAAAGCUGCGUGAAUGGUGUGUUUUAAUAGCUAAAAACCGGCUUUUGCGUGUUUUAACUUUUAAUUCAGACAGAAACGCCCCGGUUAGGGGUUAUUAUGCGUGGAUGAAAGUGGGCGCGUCCUCCCCCCGUUUCAGGAGAAAGUGGACUCGCCCGCUCCUCUCUCAGCCAAUCAGCGCUCGCCACUGCCUCCCGCGUGCCGGACUUCUUAAAGAAACACGCCCUCUGUAGGGGGAGACGAAGCGCGGAGUGUAGAACACACCGCAGUUUCCUGCUGUUUUUAAUCCGAAUCCGGUUAUUAAUCCGAUUAAAUCCAACCUGGAUAAUGUGUGCGGACUCCAGGCUGCGGAUCCCGCGGUGAUGAGAGCGGAUUGGAGCAGUUAGCGGGGAGUUAGAGCGUGUUUAAGCCGCUAUGGGGACGCGGAGGAACGGCUUCAGUAAGCGAGAGAGCUGCGUGCUCUCUGUGGAUGUGGGAACUACCUCCAUCAGGUGUCAUGUUUACGAUAAAGUGGCCAAAAUCAGAGGAUCCUGCACCAAAAAGGUGUCUCUGCUGUACCCGGAGCCGGGCCGGGUGGAGAUGGACCCGGAGGAGCUGUGGCAGGGCUUCGUCUCCGUGGUGAAAGGAGCGGUUCAAGAUUCAGGUUUGGAGAUGAGCCAGAUGGAGGCGAUAGGAAUCUCCACCCAGAGAGCCACCUUCACCACCUGGGACAGGAAUUCUGGGAAGACGUUUCAUAACUUCAUCAGCUGGCAGGACCUGCGGGCGGCGGAGAUGGUCAGAUCCUGGAAUAACUCCUGCACCAUGAAGGCAGUGCAUGGGGUGAUGAAGAUGCUGCAUUUUCUGACGAGGAGGAAGCGUUUUUUGGCGGCGAGUUUGGUGGUUUUUACCCCUCAGCACGUCUCCCUGCGGCUCCUCUGGGCCCUACAGAACCUGCCUCAGCUCAGGCAGGCGGUUGAUGAAGGAACAUGUUUAUUCGGGACCAUCGAUACUUGGCUGCUUUAUAAACUCACUAAAGGUUUGGUCCACGCCACAGAUUAUUCUAACGCCAGCUCUACUGCAAUAUUCGACUCGUAUCAGAUGUGCUGGAGUGGGUUUCUGUGUUCACUGGUUUCUCUACCUCUCUCAAUCUUCCCCAAAGUUCAGAACACCAGCCACAAUUUUGGCUCGUCUGAUCCCUCCAUCUUUGGGGUUCCUAUUCCAAUCAUGUCAGUUAUGGCUGACCAGCAGGCGGCGAUGUUCGGCGAGUGCUGCUUCCAUACGGGCGAUGUUAAAAUCACCAUGGGAACGGGGACCUUCAUGGACAUCAACACAGGAAACAAACCACACACAUCAGUGGCUGGUCUGUAUCCUCUGGUGGGCUGGAAGAUUGGAUCUGAGGUGGUGUAUCUCGCUGAGGGAAACGCCGCUGGAACAGGAACCGCUAUUAAAUGGGCUCAGGAGAUCGAGCUCUUCUCGGAUGUGAAGGACACUGUAGUUAUGGCCAAUAGCGUGAAGGACUCGGACGGUGUGUGUUUUGUGCCUUCAUUCAGUGGCCUGCAGGCUCCACUGAAUGACCCAAAGGCAUGUGCUGCUUUUAUGGGCCUCAAACCCUCCACCACCAAGAGCCACCUGGUCCGAGCGAUACUGGAGUCCAUCGCAUUCAGGAAUAAGCAGCUGUUUGAUGUGAUGCUCCGAGAGACACGGAUACCCAUCACUAAAAUACGGGCUGAUGGUGGCGUCUGUACAAAUGAUUUUAUCAUGCAGUUGACCACAGACCUGCUGGGGCGUAAGAUCUCGAGGCCGGCUCAUUUCGACAUGUCGUGUUUGGGGGCGGCGUUCGUUGCUGGUUUGGGAGUCGGUUACUGGAAGAGUAAAGAGGAGCUGAAGAAGCUGCAGAUGACGGAUCGUCUCUUCCUGCCUCAGUGUGGUAAAGGAGACUGCUGUAAUGGAGCCGUCUAUAAACCAGUCCUGCAGAACUGGGAGGAAGCCCUGCAGCGCUCCAUGCACUGGUACAGCCAGUCUUAACCCACAGCAACCCUGCAGUUUUACACCAGUUUUACACCAAUUUUACCAACAACUACCUUGUUUAAACCAUUAAUUGGCCUUUUUACCAAAAACAUCCACAUAUAUAUAUAUAUAUAUAUAUAUAUAUAUAUAUAUAUAUAUAUAUAUAUACACUAUAUACAGUGUAUAUAUACAUAAUAUAGCUUAUCUGACCACCACUUAUCUAAAAAAAAGAAAAAAAAAAGUCAGUUAAUUUGAAAACCAUUUCAGAAAUAUAUAUAUAUAUAAUAUCACUGAUAAAACGAGAUAAAAACAGCAUAAAAAGCGUGAUUUUCCAGCUUGUUUUGGCUGCUGCGCCUGCACAGAUCUCCACACCACUGCAACCCUCCUCCACUCUCUUUACAAGCAGCAAGCCGAUUGGCAGUUUUUGCUGAGGGGCGGGACUUCAGAAAUCCAUGAAAAUGCGCUAUGAAUAAUAGCAUUACGCAAAAUCCCAUUCGUACAGCGGCCAGUAACAGAAGAAUAUCACAGUAUUGUGAUAUCAUUGUUAUCGGGUGAAAUACAUACAAUGUACAUACAAUACAUAUACAGUAUGUUUCCAAUAAAAUGGCCACUAAUGAGUGUA